UCGAAAUGAACAAACUCUCCCUACUCUGCCUGCCCUGCGUCCGCGACGGGAGCCCGACCGCACCCACGUUUACCAAGAGCCCCACGGGAGCCCGGCAACUACGGCGGCUCACGCCGGCCGGCUCCCUGCCCUCCUCCUGACCUCUCGUCCGCCUGCCUUGGUCUUCCGGUCUGCCGUAACUUUUGCCGCGACUGGACAACGCGACCGACGGCGGUGCUCCGUCUCGGCGCAGCUCGUACCUCGCCUGCCGAGCCGCCGCCGAGUUCGCCUGCCGCAACUCUCUUGCCGCUAGGGUUAACUGGCGGAGCGGGCGAGGGAGGCAUGGCCGCCGGCGUCUGUUGGGCUUUGCGUGAGGUCUGGCGUGAGUCGACCAGGAUGAAGUCUAAGACGAAUAGGGGCAUACAGAAGGCAGGAAGAGUAGAUCAUCUCCAAGGAGGACCAAACUGGAUUCUUGUUGCCGGAGGAGUUUUACUAAGCACUCUCUCCGUCAAACUUGGAUGCAAAUUAAAGCAAAUGUUUGAUACGAAGCAGCAGAAUGGCUUUUCCAAAGCCGAAAGUAGGCCUGGAGGAUGUGAAUUGCACUCAAACCUAUGCAGGUUUCGUGGCCAAACUAGCUGCUACUAUUGUAUUUCAGGGCAUUCAGAUGGUGGAGUGGAAGUCAAGCAUCCUCCUGCAAGUCCAUCAAAAUCAGCUGAACCCUCGCUUCCACUUGUGAAAAUACCAGUGCAAGAAUCAAGCAAGGACAACAGUGGCGUCAUGUGGAUAUCAUCACCUGACCGCCUUGAAGAUCCUCGUAAACCAUUUCAGUACUCAAACAGUUCUGGCUCCCCACGUGUUUCAGAGUCAGGAUCUGACAUUUAUAGCAAGAGAGAGGUCAUACAGAAGCUGAGGCAGCACCUGAAAAGACGUGAUGAGAUGAUCAUGGAGAUUCAAGCUCAGAUUGCUGACCUUAAGAACUCUCUUGCCAUCCAGGAGAAGCAGUCGUCUAAUUUGCAGUCUCAGCUGGAGUCUGCUAACCGAGAUAUAUUUGAUUCUGAGCGAGAGAUCCAGCAUCUGAGGAAGAUCAUCACAGACCAUUGUGUUGGCGAAGCACUCUCUCACGAUAAGCCGUUGCAUGUUGGACACUGGCAGUCAGAUGCCACCAAUGGGCAUGCUAAUGGCUACGCCAAUAGCAGCGUCGGUGACCCUGAGCUGCAUUUUAUUGGUAUUGGGAAGAAGAAAGAAGAGUUGGAGAGGAUGGAGAUGCUCAAGAGGGAGGUGGGUGAGCUGAAGGAAGUUAUCGGAGGGAAAGACUUCUUGCUUCACAGCUACAAGGAGCAGAAGGUCGAGCUCUGUUCUCAGAUCAGGGAAUUGCAGGAAAAACUCUCCUCGCAUGUGCCGAACAUAUUGUAGGAUCUACUGGUAAUGUUCGUUUGCCAAAGGAGCAGCAGCUGUAGCCCUGUUCCCAUGCGGUCUUGCACCACUGGUUUGCAGGAAAAUCUGUCGGUGCACAGGCCGAACAUCCUAGGGUAUUUGCAGAAUGUUAGGCUGAUUGGUUUCUUUCUUUCUUCUUGGACCUAGGGUAGCUAAAUUAAUGGGAAGUUGAUACUCCAGACUUACGGUGCUGUACUUUUUUUUUUUUUGGUUUGCAGGCACCUCUGUGUGAUGUUUAGAGAAAUAUCCUUUCCUUUCUAAUGUGUGGUCGGUGACAUUUCUAUGUAA
Messenger RNA from Triticum dicoccoides, 1701 nucleotides. RefSeq lists its product as uncharacterized. The transcript is spliced from 5 exons. NCBI's taxonomy places the organism in Eukaryota, Viridiplantae, Streptophyta, Magnoliopsida, Poales, Poaceae. The coding region runs from base 322 to 1392 and encodes 356 amino acids. The record is from RefSeq and is a predicted model, not a curated record.